Molecule: messenger RNA, 5598 nt
Organism: Closterium sp. NIES-65
Lineage: Eukaryota; Viridiplantae; Streptophyta; Zygnematophyceae; Desmidiales; Closteriaceae
Source: the annotation of a GenBank genome assembly
AUGCUUCCGCCACUCCCUCGCCUCCUCGUCCCCACCGCCCUCUCCCUUCAUCAUCCCGCUUCCUUUCCUUCCGCCCGUCUCUCUGUCCCCGUCGCGCUCAAUCCUCUCCGCCUCCCGCUCUCACCGGCCCGCUCCUCUUUUCCGCCAUUUCCCCAUUUCCCCAUUCCCCCUCUCCCCCGUUCCCCCAUUCGCCCCCAGGCGUGGCGAGCGGCAGUGACGGCGCGGCAAGGCGCAUGGAGGCUCUGUGCCCCACACGCUGUGCCCCACACGCUGUGCCCUACACGCUGUGCCCCACACGCUGUGCCCUACACGCUGUGCCCUACACAGCCCCAUGGCAUCACAGCAAGCUUGCCCCAACCUCCUCUCUUGCUUGCACCAACCCCCCACGCCUGGCAGGUGCUGCUGCGGCACUGGAGCAGAGUGCUGGGCGCUCAGCCGUGGCAGUGCGAGCACGCGGGCAGCGAGGAGCCGUGCGCUGCAGGGGGCGAGGAGCCGUACGCUGCAGUGGGCGAGGGCGCGGGGCAGGGGAGUGGGGGAGGCGGGGCGGAGGAGGGGGGGAAGAGGGAGGGAGGGGGGAGGGAGGGGAGCGAGGGAGGGGAAGGUGUAGCGGCGUUCUGCAGCGGAGCGGGGGAGGCUGUGCUGCGUCACAUGGAUGAUGAGGAGCCGCGCGUCAGGUGGGGAGUGAGGGGAGCGAGUCAGGUGGGGAGUGAGGGGAGCGAGUCAGGUGGGGAGCUGGCAGCAGCGGAGGCCCUCUGUGCCCUGGCACACUACGGGUCGCUGCCCGCCGCCCUUGCCCUCUUCAGGGCCGUGAAGGCCCACAUCCUGCGCACGCUGCAGCAGCAGCAGCAGCCACUGCCGGCGCUGCUGGAAGGGCAGGAGGAGGGCGACGGGGAGGAGGCGGGCGGGGAGGAGGCGGGCGGGGAGGGGGAAAAGGGAAGCAGGCACGCAGCCUUGGGGGCGCAGCAAGGGGAGGGGGCGCAGGAGGGCGCGGAAGGGGGAGUGGCGGGGGAAGGGGGGGAGGGGAGCGAGGGGAUGGGGGAUGCGCCCAGUUCCCCCCGGGCGGACCAGGCAGGGCUGGCAGCGGCCAUGGGCAGGCGGGGGGGCGCGGAGGGAGUGGGGGGAGUAGGUGGGGGAGGAGGGAGGGCAAGCGCGCGGCAGACAGCGACUGAGUUGAUGACGGCGGCGCGGGGGCGCAGUCUGGAGACGGCGCUGCGCUCGCUGCAGCGCCUGCUGGAUGGGCUGGGGGAGCGGAGGGCAGGGGGGAGAGGCACGGGGAGAGGUGCAGGAGGAGAGAGGGCAGGGGGGCCAGUUGUGGUUGGCAAGGGGGGAGAUGCAGGGGAAGGAGGGAGGGAGGAGGAGGGGGAGGGGGGGGCGGAGUGGGAGGAGGUGGUGGGGGAGAUGAGUGGGGGUACGGUGGAGGUGGUGGGGAUGGUGGUUCGGCAUGGCAAUCGCUUUGUGCGUGAGGCUGCCAUGUUUGCCCUCGCUGCGCUGUGCCACGUCAUGGGGGCCACGCAGCUCACCAGUUUGGGGGAGACCAUUGCCUCGCAGCUUGCUGUGGGGCUGGGGGACAACUGGAGCCAAGUCAGAUACGCGGCAUCGGUGGGCAACCGAGCCUUGUUCCUGGCAGCGGGGGCCAUGCAUCACAAGGAGCGCUACCUGCCCACCCUGCUGCCCGCCAUGGUGUUCAACCGCUACUACGGGGCGGACGGGGUGCGCAUCUACUCACAGGACACGUGGCAGCGCGUGAUGGGGGGGGGCGGGCGGGCGGCAGUGGCGCAGCACAUGGCGCUGGUGGCGGCCUUCUACUGCAUGCAGGCGCGCGCCCAGAACUACCUCGUGCGCGAGACGGCGUGCUUCUGCAUUGCUGAGGUGGCUGCCAAGAUUGACCGCCCGGUGGUGCUGCCGGUGCUGCCGGACCUGCUGCCGAGCCUCCUCCGCUGCCACACCGACCCUGUGUGGCCCGUGCGCUGUGCCGCCUGCUCAGCGAGUGCCGGUGUGGUGGAGCAUUAUGGUGACGUGGCAGCGCAGCACAUUGCCACGUGGGCACCAACCUGGCUUGCCAACCUCACAGACGUGAUCCCGGCGGUGAGGCAGCAUGCGGCGGCGCUCAUAGGGGCGGCGCUCACCACCAGGGAGACACAGGGCAAGGCGCUGCAGGUCCGUGCUGCGCUGCCCUGCCCGCCACUGCCCCGCGUGCUGUCCUUGGUGCUGCCCUCCAUGCCCACCUCUCCGCACUACGUCCCAUCUCUUCCCUCUACGUCCUCUCUUCCAGUCUCUGCCAUCCCUUGGUUCACCUUUUUUCCCUCACUUUCUCGCCCAUGCUUCCAUCCCGUCUCCUCGCGCCGCACUGCAAGCAGGGACCCCGCGUCACCACCAGACCCAGCCCGCCCCUCCUCCAUUCACCAGAAGUUCAUCUUCGAGCCCGUGCCAGUCAACACCUCCUCCUCCUCCUCCGCCUCUGCCUCUGCCCCUACUGUCACUGCUGCCACUGCCACCCCUGCCGCUGCUGCUGCCCCUGCUGCUCCUCCUGCUCCUGCUGCUGCUGCCUCUGCUGCUGCCCCUGCUGCCCGGUGCACGUGCCACCAUGCGCCCACAGCAGAGCCAUGGGAGCAGUCGGAGGGGGCGGUGCAGCUGCUGCCCUUCCUUGCUGCCGCUGCCCCCGCUGCUGUGGGGGAGUUCCUCCCCACCCUCGCACAGCUGGUGUGUCUGUCCCCUCGCCCCCCACCCUCACCACUGCACUGCAUUGUAUUGCACACACCAUCCUUGCGUGCGUGCUGCCGCUGCCCCCUCUGCGGUGGGGGAGUUCCUACCGACCCGUGCCCACCUCUUCUGUGUGCCCACCUCUUCUGUGUGCCCACCUCUUCUGUGUGCCCACCUCUUCUGUGUGCCCACCUCUUCUGUGUGCCCACCUCUUCUGUGUGCCCACCUCUUCUGUGUGCCCACCUCUUCUGUGUGCCCACCUCUUCUGUGUGCCCAACUCUUCUGUGUGCCCACCUCUUCUGUGUGCCCACCUCUUCUGUGUGCCCACCUCUUCUGUGUGCCCACCUCUUCUGUGUGCCCACCUCUUCUGUGUGCCCACCUCUUCUGUGUGCCCACCUCUUCUGUCCAAUGGGCAAGCGCCAGUUCAAGGUGCACGUGGAGCUCUUCCUGCCGCCGCUCUUCACCGCUCUCGCCUCUCACCAGCCGGAGGUGGCAGCAGCAGCGGGCGUGGCAGUGGCGGAGCUACAGCUGCUAAUAGGCCCCAGCAUCUUCGAGGGGAGGCUGUCCCCGAUACAGAGAGAGGCCAUGAUUCGUUACAAGCACCUCAUUCACCUGCGUCCCCAGCAGUCCUCCGAACCUGCAAUGCCUCCUCAUGCCCACCAUCGGCCUGGGUCCACAUUGGGGUUGGGGGUAGACCACAGCACAUUGGGGUUGGGGGUAGACCACAGCACAUUGGGGUUGGGGGUAGACCACAGCACAUUGCACCCCUGCGCGUUAUCGCCGCACAGUCUCAAUACACCAGCCUUCCUGUCGCUCUCCUCUUCCCUGCUCGCACUCCCCUCCACUCCUUCUAACUCAGCCUCCCCGUCCCUUGCCCAUGCGCCUCCCAUCUCCCCUCUCCCCAUGCCCCUCCGCGCGCCUAUUCCCCCCCAACCCUCUCUCCCCCCCACACCAGUCUCGAUCUCUUCUUCUGCCCCAGCAACGCCCCCCACUGCCCCCCGUCGCCCCCCUCUUCCCGCUCCCCGCCUCCCCUGCCGCCUGCACCCGCCUCGCCCCCAUCCCAUUCCACCUCCCCCUCCUCUCCGCCCCCCUCCUCCUCCCUUUCCCCCGCAUCCCCCUCCUCCGCCUCCCUCGGUGCUCCCUCCAACCCCCCCUCUUCCACCUACCCAUCCCCCUCUCCGCCCUCCGCCCACCCGUCCCCCGCGCACCACUCCGCCUGCCUCUCCCCCGCGCACCCGUCCAAGUGGCGGAGGCAGCAGCAGCGCAGGAGACACUCCAUCCUGCUUCACCCGCCCACGCCGCACUCCCUCUGCCACUCCCACCUCGUCCACACGCCCCCCCAUCCCAUGCUCGCCAGCAUGGCGCCAUGCCACGUGUCAAGCGCAGCAGCAUUGCGGGGGCGGCUGGAAGGACGUGCCAGGGGAGGUGCUACUGGCCAUUCUCGACCGCACUGACAACCGCACGCUCCUGUGCGCCGCUGCUGUCUGCAGGGGGUGGGCCGCUGCUGUGUUCGGCCUCACUGCCCAGCUGUCGCUCUCCUGGUGUGCCAAGGGCGUCAACUCGCUGGCCUCUCACCUCGUGCCGCACUUUGCACGCCUGCAGGUGCUCGAUCUGCGGCGCUGUCCAUCACUAAGGGAUGCCACGCUGGCAACUGUUGCUGCCAGCUCACCCAUGCUGACGUGUCUGCUCCUCAGUGGCUCCCCCCUCAUCACUGACACGUCACUGCACGCACUCGCCUCCCACUGCCCCUCGCUGCAGGUGUUGGAUCUGAGUGCCUGCAGCGCCAUCUCCCCCGCGGGCCUCACAGCACUGGCGGCGCGCUGCACGCAGCUGGGAGAGCUCUCCCUGUGUGGCUGCCGCCAUGCCGCCACCUACCAAGCUCUCAUUGUGCGGGUGCCUGUGGCUGCACCAGCCAUCCAGACAACUGUUUCCACCAAUGGCGUUUGCACCGUUCCUUCACUCUCCCCUUCCUCCUACAUGCCUGUCCCCCAGGCGCUAGCACAGGGGUGCAAAUGGCUAGAGGUGGUGAACCUGGGGUGGUGUGAGGGCGUCACGGACCGAGGGGUCACGGCUGUGGCCAGGGGGUGCCCGGGGCUCAGGGUGGUGGACCUCUGUGGCUGCUACCGCAUCACAGACGCGUCAGUGGUGUCACUCGCGGCGCACUGCCCCUUGCUGCAGGGCCUGGGGCUGCACUGCUGCCGCCAGCUCACCAGCCACGCCAUGCUGGCACUCGCUGACGGGGCGGCUGCCAUGUGGCACCGCCAUGCUGGCAAGCACGGAUCCUUGAAACCAACAUCCAUGGGAGCAUGGGCGAUGCCACCACGGUGCUCUACUCGCGCCCGCCACGUGGCGCGCACGGAUUGGUCUCGCUCAACAUCAGCGGCUGCCUGGCCAUCACCCCGUCAGCCCUGCAGGCGGUGUGUGACGCGCACCCCCAUCUGCACACCUGCCCUGCCCGCCGCUCCCUCAACACCAGCGGCUGCAUCGCCCUGCAGCCCGUGCACUGCCACUGCCCCCGUGCCUCCGCUGCCUGACUGCUCCCACCUGUUGCUGCCGACCAUCUCCCCAGCAGCCCACUUCCUCUCUCACGCCCAUGCUGCGCCUGCUUGCUGCGCCUGCUUGCUGCGCAUACAGGCCAUCUCUCACCCCUGGAAAGCCUGCCCACCCGUCCCCAUGUGCACACCAGCGGCUGCAUCGCCCUGUAACCCGCGCACUGCCGCUGCCCCCGUGCCUCCGCUGGCUGACGGCCCACUUCCUCUCUCACACCCAUGGAGCGCCAGCCCGCUGGCCAGAGGCCCUCCAUCCCAAUCUCUCAGGCCACCCACCCACCAGCGGUGUACACUCCAUGUGGCUGCACAACCCACGCAUGCCUGUCGAUGCUGUGUACUGGAACUGUAA